AUGGACGCGAACUCGGACGACUCAUGGAGCGAGCGGCGCAGAAAGAAUGAACUCUCCGAAGCCUACAUACCGAAAGACCCACGCGACAACUCAACGCGCGACUCCAGUGGCCGUCUCGCGUACGCGCCGUGCAACUGCAGUAUCUGCUUCGACCUCGAGCAAGUUGCACAAUUGAUCGAAGGAAUUCAGUGCGACAAAUACUCGGACUCAUGGUGGGAUCUACACUGGGCACAGAUCGGUGUGUGGACUGGUCGGACGCAAAUGCACCAGAGGCACAUGCCGGAGUUGUACUUGACGGACACGCCAGUGGUCUUGCCUGAACCCGAUGCAGUUAUCACAGCCUCUGGAAGAAAUGUGCAAGAGCGGACCGAGCUGUCUCCAUGUGCAUGCGAGAAAUGCGAAACCUUGUUUCGAAGAUACCGCGAAGUACUGGAAGCCGACGGAGAUGGCGUGGACAGUGGCGAGCGAUUGUACGGUCUUCGUCUCAUUGUCGCGGCCCAAAUUCAGCUUCACCCUGACUAUCCGUUGACCUCUGAGACGGAAGGAAGCGUGCUCACUGAGCCUGUGUCAGCGAAUGACAGCGCAGCGUGGGAAGACUCUGAUGAUGCCGAGCCCCUCACAGUAAACGAUAUGGCAUCGUGGGAAGGCUCUGAUGGUGCCGCCAAUGAAGCCGAUCAACACGUCGAGGGCGUUCAUGCUAUCAGAUUGUUCCGUGGCGCUCAGCAGAGAACCCAAGAGUCUGGAACUACCGACAUGACACAUGUUAUGCACGGCGGACAUCACAACAAGUUCAUGGUCUGCGACCACUGCAUGGCACAUGGGCUGCCGUGCAAUGAAGCAUCUGUCUGCGACCAAUGCCAGCUUUUCGAGCAGCCUUGCAUCCACCGUUGGUGCCGCGACAGCCCAACGAGGAAGCUGUUGUGUCUGAACAAUGACUGUCGGUAUGCGCAUCGCGACAGUGUCGUUGCGCAGAAUGACGAUCCGAGAUGGAUAGUCCUGCCUGGUAAACUUCCGUUAUACUUGUCCAGAGCUCGUAUUGCAUCAAGAACUUUCGACAUCCGACGGCGUUUGGGUAUGCUGAGCGAUACGGAGAAGGAAGUCGCCCAGAUUACACUUGACAUCAAACAAGAAGAGGCGGUCGACGAGCUGCGAGCCAAUAUCGCAGCCGAGGAAGGCACUAUGCUUACCAUGCGCUUCUCCUGUUCUUGUCAAUUUGAGUCGUAUGACGACCAAGCACAGCAAGAUCUGGAGGUGACAUUUGGAGAACCACUUCCUCGCCUUUCGAACAACCCUCAGCUCGAUGAUCGCCUUGCAUACCUCAACGAAUUCAUUCCCACAGCCAUCGACAGCGAGCAGGCGUCGGACGUGACGACGGACAGCGGAGAUGAAGAUGAAGUCGAAGAUGAAGCGGAGACAAGCUCAAGCCAAAGCACUGAAAGCGGAGAUGAAGAGGAGGAUGAGGAAAAGCAGGACAUUGACGAUAAAGAUUUGGACCUUGACGAUGGUCGAGAUGAUACCGCCCGUCAACGCGCACCGCUUUGUCCAGAUUGCGGCAAGCGCAACGAUCACUACAGCGUCCCUCCUUGCAACCACCGCACCUGUAUCGAGUGUGCCCUCACGCUACGCCUGAGUCGCGGCGACCGCACAUGUAUUGAAUGUGGUGCUCAUGCAUACAUGGUCUGGUUUACGGCUUCGGAAGACAAGCUCUUCCACGAGAUGGAGGGUAUCCGCUCAGAAGAAGGACCCCAAGGAAUCGCCGCAGUCGACGGAGGCUUCGACAUCCUCUUCGAGAAUGCAGUGAUCAGGAAGGACACGAUUUGGCUGUUGGACCAGCUGCCAGACAUCCCGGUGUCGCGCCGGGACGAGACUGCCGCGUUCUGCUUAAGAUGA
Cercospora beticola is the source of this 1890-nucleotide messenger RNA. RefSeq lists its product as uncharacterized. NCBI's taxonomy places the organism in Eukaryota, Fungi, Ascomycota, Dothideomycetes, Mycosphaerellales, Mycosphaerellaceae. The record is from RefSeq and is a predicted model, not a curated record.